Messenger RNA from Hevea brasiliensis (rubber tree), 3002 nucleotides. RefSeq lists its product as uncharacterized. Gene Ontology annotation, molecular function: protein binding; zinc ion binding. The transcript has 4 exons. Bases 269 to 2737 code for a protein of 822 amino acids. The record is from RefSeq and is a predicted model, not a curated record. Lineage: Eukaryota; Viridiplantae; Streptophyta; Magnoliopsida; Malpighiales; Euphorbiaceae.
UUAGUUUUUUCUCCUUACCAAUAAUACCCGCACUUCUGUUAUUUCGUGUUCCAGGACGUCCUUGUCCCCCUUGCUUCCAUAAUUCAGCCCGUUUGCACAAGGCCCCUAACUCUAGGGUUUCCUUGCACCCGAAAUCCCUGCACCUCUUUUCUCUGGAAGCCCAAAGCAUCUUGUGUUGAUAAUUUGUCUUACGUUUCAUCAAUGUGUUAGUCUGAAGGGGACGCAAACAUGCAAACUCAUCUGGACCUUAGUGCAGAAGUGAUUUUCAAUGCCGAGAAAAAAGCUUAUACUGAUAUGCCAGUUUGGUGGUGAAUUUGUUACAAGUGAUGAUGGGUGUCUUACAUACACUGGUGGAGAGGCACAAGCUCUAGAUAUCAAUCAUGAAACUAUUUUUCAUGAUCUCAGGCUAGAAAUGGCCAAAAUGUUCAACUUAGAAUAUAAAUCAUUGUCCAUUAAGUACUUUCUCCCAGGAAAUAGGCAAACUCUCAUUACUUUAGCUAAUGACAAAGACCUAAAAAGGAUGUAUGAUUUUCAUGGGGACUCAGUUACUGCAGAUGUUUUUGUUCUGGGCAGAGAAGGUUUUAAUCCGGAAGACUUGCCAAUGCAUGCUAGCAGACCAAGUGGGAUAAAACUGGCCAAGACUGUGCCUGCUUCUGUGGCAUCUCAAGAUACAACUGAUACACUUUCUGUUGCCCCUGCUGAUGAUGCAAAUACACACCUCUCUGUUACACUUGAUAUGAAUGCUACCCCUGCUGAUACUGUUAAGAAGCGAAGGCGUACUGCAUCCUGGAAAGUUGGUGCUAGUGAUCCUGCCAUUGUUGCUGUUACUGAUAAGGUUAAGGAGACUAGAAAAAGUGCAUCACGGAAGAAGAGUUUUCGGAAUCAUGGUGCUGCUGCCUUAGUUGUUGAGGAAGAACAGCAACCAAUGCAAUCAGAUGUUCCAUGGGUAGACAUUUCUCUUUAUUCAUCGACUGAUGUGAAUUCUAAAGAUAUUUCUCUGGAAGAAAUGGUUGCCUCUUGGAAAGAUGGAAUAGUUGGUGUUGGCCAAGAAUUCAAAAAUGUAGUUGAAUUUCGUGAUGCACUGCAGAAAUAUGCCAUUGCGCAUCGUUUUGUGUACAGGUUAAAAAAGAAUGACACCAAUCGAGCAAGUGGUGUAUGUGUGGCUGAAGGUUGCUCUUGGUCAAUUCAUGCAUCUUGGGUUCCAUCAGAUCAAGUCUUUAGGAUAAAAAAGAUGAAUAAAGCACAUACAUGUGGAGGGGAAUCAUGGAAGGCUGCUCAUCCAGCAAAAAGUUGGCUGGUCAGUGUUAUAAAGGACAGGCUAAGAGAUAGCCCACAUCGCAAACCUAAAGACAUUGCUACUUGUAUUUUGAAAGAUUUUGGGAUUGAGCUGAACUAUACACAAGUGUGGCGUGGAAUUGAAGAAGCAAGGAAGCAACUUCAGGGUUCAUAUAAAGAGGCUUAUGCCCAGUUGCCUUGGUUCUGUGAUAAGAUGGUAGAGGCAAAUCCAGGUAGUUCUGUGGAGCUUUUCAUAGAUGAUGACAGCAAAUUUCAACGCCUUUUUGUAUCAUUUCAUGCCUCAAUACAUGGUUUCAAGAAUGGUUGUCGCCCACUUCUAUUUCUUGAUUCUGCGAGUCUCAAAUCAAAAUACCAUGAGGUUUUGUUGACAGCUACAGCAUUAGAUGGGGACGAUAGUGCUUUUCCGGUUGCAUUUGCUAUAGUAGAUAUUGAGAAUGAUAAUAAUUGGCAUUGGUUUUUGGAGCAGUUGAGAUCUGCUAUUUCUACUUCACAAUCCUUAACUUUUGUUUCUGAUAAAGAGAAGGGACUAUUGAAAUCUGUGCUUGAAGUAUUUGAGAAUGCUCACCAUGGUUACUCUAUAUACCCCCUGCUGGAUGACUUCAUGAGAAAUUUGAGAGGACCAUUCCAUGGAGAUGGAAAAGCUGCUUUGCCUGCAAGUUUUUUUGCUGCUGCACAUACAGUCCGAUUUGAUAGUUUCAAAAUGUUCACUGAGCAAAUUAAACAGGUUUCUUCAAAAGCAUAUGAUUGGCUUAUGCAGAUUGAACCAGAAUGUUGGACAAAUGCAUUUUUCAAGGGUGAGAUUUAUAAUCAAAUUACAGUAAAUAUUGUAGAGUUGUACACUAAUUGGAUUGAAGAAGUGUGGGAGCUGCCUAUAAUAAGGAAGGUGGAAGCACUUGGAUGCAAAAUGAUGGAGUUGAUGGACAAACGUGAAAUGGAUUCAAAUGGGUGGACUACAAAUCUUGCUCCAUCCAAAGAGAAAAAACUACAAGAGGAGACUCUGAAGGCACAGGCUUUCAAAGUAUUAUUUUCAUCUGAUACAGUGUUUGAGGUUCACGGUGACUCUAUUUUUGUUGUGGAUAUUGUCACAAGGGACUGUAGUUGUAUGGAAUGGGCAUUGACUGGAUUACCUUGCUGUCAUGCCAUUGCCGUCUUCAAUCGCAUUGGAAGGAGUGUAUAUGAUUAUUGUUCAAAAUACUACACAGUUGAUAGCUACCGUUCAACAUAUUCCAAGUCCAUAAAUCCUGUUUUAGACAUUUUUGAGCCUUUGGGUGAAGAAGAUGCCUCAGAGGUGAGGCAAGUGCUUCCUCCGACUACACCUCGGCCACCAACUCAACCAAAGGAAAAACAAUAUAAAAGAAAGCGUGAACUUAAAAGAGUAAUGACUUGCACCAGGUGCAAGGGAGAAGGGCAUAAUAAGGCUACCUGCAAGGAAACCUUGUAGUUCUGUCUGGGAAGUUCGACCUCAGCUAAUUUCCUGACGAGCUUUCACUAAUUCAAGGGAAAUAAAUAGGAGGAAAUUUCAUAGGUCUCUAGUCUACUUGUGCAUGUGCGACACUGUACAGUUUUUAUUUGUUUUGCGGAUGUUAUGCAGUUCUUGAUGUUAUCAAUUUUGAAAUAAUCUGCGAUGCGUAUCAAGAAUGCUACAGUGCUUGACGACCGCAUUUUCUAGUAAUGUUGAUUAGCAAGAGUUCCUUCUGGUAUUGAAA